AUGGAGGUAACGGAUCGCAUUGCCUCUCUGGAGCAACGUGUCCAGAUGCAGGAAGAUGAUAUCCAGCUGCUCAAAUCUGCCCUUGCUGAUGUGGUUCGACGCUUGAAUAUUACAGAGGAACAGCAGGCCAUGCAGAACAAGAAAGGACCUACCAAAGAUCAGAGUAUGAUUAAAAAAGCUGCUGCUGAGGCUGAUAAACACGUCAGUCCUGCUACCACAGCAAGACCGCUGGUACAAACCCUGCCUUUAAGGACUACUGUUAAUAACGGAACUGUGUUACCAAAGAAACCAAGUGGCUCUUUACCUUCCCCAUCAGGAACCAGAAAGGAAACUGUAUCACCAGCAGCAAAAAGGUCUGUGAAUCUUCUCAAUGCAUGCAAACUGAAAAAGCCUGCUCUAAGCACCGUUAAGAGAACCAGUUCAGCUGAACGUGUGUCCCCAGGCGGUCGGAGGGAAAGCUAUGGAGAUUCCAAAGGGAGUCGCAACCGCACUGGAUCCACCAGCAGUUCAUCUAGUGGUAAAAAGAACAGUGAAAGCAAACCCAAGGAACCAAUAUUCAGUGCAGGGAAGCGCCGGGUGACGCACUGCAAAGAGGAAGGAUACGUAAAAAUGUUUCUUCGUGGACGUCCUGUUACCAUGUACAUGCCCAAAGAGCAAGUGGAAUCUUACAAUUUGGAAGCAAAAGUAGAACUACCAGCCAAGAGGCUUAAACUGGAAUGGGUCUAUGGAUAUAGGGGUCGGGACUGCCGCAGUAAUCUCUAUCUUCUUCCAACGGGCGAAACCGUGUAUUUCAUCGCAUCUGUAGUUGUGUUAUUCAAUGUUGAAGAGCAACUUCAGAGACAUUACACUGGUCAUAAUGAUGAUGUGAAGUGCCUGGCUGUCCAUCCUGAUAGGAUCACUAUAGCAACAGGUCAAGUUGCAGGGACAUCCAAGGAUGGAAAACAAUUGCCACCACACGUGCGUGUCUGGGAUUCAGUAACUCUGAAUACACUGCAUGUCAUCGGAAUGGGGUUUUUUGACCGGGCUGUCACUUGUAUUGCUUUUUCUAAAUCUAAUGGAGGAAGUAGCCUGUGCUCUGUGGACGACUCGAACGACCACGUGCUUUCUGUGUGGGACUGGCAGAAAGAAGAAAAGCUGGCAGAUGUCAAGUGCUCUAAUGAGGCUGUAUUUGCUGCAGAUUUUCACCCUACUGAUACAAAUAUAAUAGUUACUUGUGGAAAAUCACACCUUUAUUUUUGGACACUAGAAGGGAAUUCCCUUAUUAAAAAGCAAGGAUUAUUUGAGAAACAAGAGAAGCCAAAGUUUGUCCUGUGUGUGACCUUUUCUGAAAAUGGUGAUACUAUUACAGGAGACUCAAGCGGAAACAUUUUGGUUUGGGGGAAAGGUACCAACAGAAUAAGCCACGCAGUUCAGGGGGCACAUGAGGGAGGAAUAUUUGCGCUGUGUAUGCUGCGAGACGGCACACUAGUAUCAGGAGGUGGAAAAGACCGAAAGCUGAUAUCUUGGAAUGGAAAUUACCAAAAACUUCACAAAACUGAGAUUCCAGAGCAGUUUGGUCCAAUAAGAACAGUAGCAGAGGGAAAGGGGGACGUUGUAUUAAUAGGAACCACUAGAAAUUUCGUCCUACAGGGCACGCUCUCCGGAGACUUUUUCCCAAUUACCCAGGGUCACACUGACGAGCUUUGGGGACUUGCUGUCCAUUCCUCUAAACCUCAGUUUUUCACUUGUGGACAUGACAAACACAUUACCCUCUGGGAUGCUACCACUCAUCGUCCUAUCUGGAACAAGAUUAUAGAGGAUCCAGCACAGUCUUCAGGUUUUCAUCCUUCAGCAUCCGUCGUUGCAGUAGGGACGCUGACGGGAAGGUGGUUUGUGUUUGACACAGAAACAAAAGACUUGGUCACUGUACACACAGAUGGAAACGAACAGCUGUCUGUAAUGCGUUACUCACCAGAUGGAAACUUCUUGGCAAUAGGUUCCCAUGACAACUGUAUUUAUAUAUAUGGCGUAAGUGAAAAUGGAAGAAAGUACACUAGAAUUGGGAAAUGUUCGGGUCAUUCCAGCUUCAUUACUCAUCUGGAUUGGUCUGUUAAUUCACAAUAUCUUGUGUCUAAUUCAGGAGACUAUGAAAUCUUAUACUGGAUCCCCUCUGCUUGUAAACAAGUUGUGAGUGUUGAAACAACCAGAGAUAUAGAAUGGGCCACGUACACCUGUACUUUAGGAUUCCAUGUUUUUGGUGUAUGGCCUGAAGGUUCAGAUGGAACAGAUAUCAACGCUGUCUGUCGAUCACGUGGGAGAAAACUGCUAUCAACAGGCGAUGAUUUUGGCAAAGUACAUCUCUUCUCAUAUCCAUGUUCACAGUUUAGGGCUCCAAGCCAUGUGUACGGUGGACAUAGUAGUCAUGUAACUAAUGUAGAUUUUCUCUGUGAAGACACCCAUCUCAUCUCCACAGGCGGAAAAGAUACAAGUAUUAUGCAGUGGCGAGUCAUUUAGAGGAAACAUCAGUGUGAGCAUACACAGUUGAGUCGACCAUGCACAGAACUUAUGUAUAAACUGUAUAUUUAAAACUUAACAGUAUGUUUGCAGUUUAGCCUGGUCACUGUGAUUUUUUUGUUAAAAAAAUUCUUACAAACCUCAGGAAAAUUAAGCCCUGUGCUGGUUACUUUACUCAGUCUAGUGAUUUUUUUUUUUUUUCUCAUUGUGUCACACCUUAAGAAUGAUUGUUUGCUCUUCUGUUGUACAAUAUACAAUGCAGUACAAGUUUAAUAUAAGAAAUGUGGCUUGACAGUUUGCAAUACAGUGGUAUCAGCUGAAUGUGACUAUCUUAAAUGUUUUCUAUAAACACUGCUAAAAUGGUCACAAAAAUGCCUUUCAAAGACUGUAUAUAUGUGCUUAUUUGUUUCACUAUCUACACUUUGUACUGUAUAUCUACUUGUUUAGAAAAAUCUAUGACAAUGUCAAGGUACCGAAUUGUUUCUGACGGAGGAUGAUGAAUAGAUACAAAAAGCAUAAACCCAGAUGUAAGAUGCAAAAAAUAACGUUCUAGACCUGAAAAUGUGAAUGCUGGUAGAUUUGCAUUCUCGUGGGAAUAGCACACCUCGGGUAUCACC
This is a messenger RNA of Charadrius vociferus (killdeer), 3110 nucleotides long. It is a transcript of the gene EML1, whose product is annotated as echinoderm microtubule associated protein like 1. The record is from RefSeq and is a predicted model, not a curated record. Gene Ontology annotation, cellular component: mitotic spindle. The coding region runs from base 1 to 2493 and encodes 830 amino acids. Gene Ontology annotation, biological process: microtubule cytoskeleton organization. NCBI's taxonomy places the organism in Eukaryota, Metazoa, Chordata, Aves, Charadriiformes, Charadriidae. The transcript is spliced from 24 exons. Gene Ontology annotation, molecular function: microtubule binding.